This is a messenger RNA of Fukomys damarensis (Damara mole-rat), 2950 nucleotides long. RefSeq names its product suppressor of cancer cell invasion (gene Scai). The coding region runs from base 338 to 2113 and encodes 591 amino acids. Gene Ontology annotation, molecular function: transcription corepressor activity. Gene Ontology annotation, biological process: DNA-templated transcription. NCBI's taxonomy places the organism in Eukaryota, Metazoa, Chordata, Mammalia, Rodentia, Bathyergidae. The transcript has 18 exons. Gene Ontology annotation, cellular component: nucleus. The record is from RefSeq and is a predicted model, not a curated record.
GGAGGACGCGGGGGGAGCGAGAGUCCCAGCAGUGCUGGGUCUUGGUACCUAGGGAGGAGAGGCUGAGGAGUUUGUAAGGUCAGCGGUGGGCACCGCAGCUGAGGUCCCGGAGGGUGGGACGUUUGGCUGUUGCCUGGCACACUGGGGCCUGACCAUGGUGGUUCCUGGAUGCCACCCUGAGUUACCGUCCUCGUGUGUUUGGUCUGCAGACUGACUGGCACAGUGGAGAAACCACCCCGCAAACGGAAAAGCAGUGUUUCUUGGAGUAACUUCGUGCUUUGCUGAGCAGUGACCUCUAGGAACUGUAGGAGCAACCCUGCCGGCAUCAUGUACUUAAAUGUUGGAGAACUUUGAAGGGCCAAGGCAUCUCACCAUCUUUCUACCAAUACUGACUGAAUUUGCUCUUAACGAAAUCAUGUCCUCUGGAGGUGCUGAAGAUGACAUCCCUCAGGGAGAAAGAAAAACAGUCACAGAUUUUUGUUAUCUUCUGGAUAAAUCUAAGCAGCUGUUCAAUGGGUUAAGAGAUUUGCCACAGUAUGGACAGAAGCAGUGGCAGUCAUACUUUGGAAGAACUUUUGAUGUUUACACCAAACUCUGGAAGUUCCAGCAGCAGCAUCGACAAGUCUUGGAUAAUCGGUAUGGCCUGAAGCGGUGGCAAAUAGGGGAAAUUGCUUCUAAGAUUGGGCAGCUAUACUACCAUUAUUACUUACGCACUUCUGAGACCAGCUAUCUGAAUGAGGCUUUCUCCUUCUAUUCUGCAAUCAGACAGAGAUCGUAUUAUUCUCAAGUCAAUAAAGAGGACAGACCUGAGUUGGUAGUGAAGAAGUUACGAUACUAUGCAAGAUUUAUAGUAGUUUGUCUUCUUCUCAACAAAAUGGAUGUUGUGAAGGAUCUGGUAAAGGAAUUAUCAGAUGAAAUUGAGGAUUACACACACCGUUUCAAUACUGAAGAUCAAGUGGAAUGGAACUUGGUGCUCCAAGAAGUAGCAGCCUUCAUUGAGGCGGACCCUGUAAUGGUAUUAAAUGAUGAUAAUACCAUUGUUAUCACAUCCAAUCGCCUUGCUGAAACAGGAGCCCCAUUGCUGGAGCAGGGCAUGAUAGUGGGACAGUUGUCUCUGGCUGAUGCACUCAUUAUUGGUAAUUGUAAUAAUCAGGUUAAGUUCAGUGAACUAACUGUUGACAUGUUCCGGAUGUUACAAGCCCUGGAAAGGGAGCCAAUGAACUUAGCCUCUCAGAUGAACAAGCCAGGAAUGCAGGAAUCUGCUGAUAAACCUACCAGACGAGAAAACCCCCAUAAAUACCUGCUCUACAAACCAACCUUCAGCCAACUCUACACAUUCUUAGCAGCAUCUUUUAAGGAGCUGCCUGCUAAUAGUGUGCUUCUGAUCUACCUGUCAGCUACUGGAGUUUUCCCCACAGGUCGUUCUGAUAGUGAAGGUCCUUAUGAUUUUGGAGGUGUACUUACUAAUAGUAACCGAGAUAUUAUAAAUGGAGAUGCUAUCCACAAACGAAAUCAAUCCCAGAAGGAAAUGCAUUGCCUUCAUCCUGGAGAUCUCUACCCUUUCACAAGGAAGCCCCUGUUUAUCAUUGUGGAUUCCUCCAACAGCGUUGCAUACAAGAACUUCACAAACUUGUUUGGACAGCCCCUAGUCUGCUUGCUUUCUCCUACGGCAUAUCCAAAAGCUUUACAAGAUCAAUCUCAACGAGGUAGCCUCUUCACUCUCUUUUUGAACAAUCCUCUAAUGGCCUUCCUGUUUGUCUCUGGAUUGUCAAGCAUGCGUAGAGGUCUGUGGGAAAAGUGCCAAGAAUAUCUUCGAAAAAUCAACCGUGAUAUUGCCCAGCUACUGACCCAUUCACGUUCAAUAGAUCAGGCAUUUCUCCAGUUUUUUGGAGAUGAAUUCCUUCGCUUACUUCUCACAAGAUUUAUCUUUUGUUCAGCCACCAUGAGGAUGCACAAGAUUUUUCGGGAAACACGAAAUUACCCAGAAUCAUACCCACAGCUGCCAAGGGAUGAAACAGUGGAGAAUCCUCAUCUCCAGAAGCACAUUUUGGAAUUAGCAUCCAUUCUGGAUGUUCGAAAUGUCUUCUUUGAAAAUACCAUAGAUGACUAUUAGAACACAAACCUUCUGGUUGAAACAAUUUUUCAUUUUCCACAGAUUUUAAAUGGUGCAGUUUUCUAAUGUGACAACAGACAUGUAGUGUGUUACUUAGUUUUUAUUUUUUAAAUUUAGGACGACCACCAUUUUAAAACCAAACUGAAAAAAAAUGUUGAGACUUUUAGGGUAACUUUUAAAAUGCAGUCUUUCAAGUCUUUUAAAAAUUCAAUUAAUCUUGGAAUUUUUAUUUUUGGGUUUUGAUUACCUCCAACAUCCAGUCCUAUACUUAAAUAGUCACUGUUCUCACCCUGAGAAGUGUAUUUUUGUAUGAGAAAAAUCCAACUUCUGUAUUUGGAACCUUAAAUGUCUGGAUUUGGAAAACAUGUAAUUGUUCAUAAUGAUGAAACUGGCCAGCAUGGACUACUGAAAAGAAAGAAUAGUGUCCUUCCAUAAUAUUUCUUUUCAUUUCAAAUCAGUAGGUAGAAAAUUGUAGAAAAAUGUGUGCUGUUUUUUAAGUGUGAUUCAAGCAGUUCAUGGAAUACCUUAAAUAACGUCAAAAAUUCAGAAGUGGUUUAGGAUUGAUUUGCAUGUGAAAGCUAAAUCUUUUAGUUGGGACUUGAGGUGAUAAGUGAGUAUUGUGUUAUCAUGAGAUUUAUUUGCAUAUUUUGUUUUCUAUUAACUCUUUCUUGGAAAUGAAAAAAACAAGUUUUAAAUAUUUCAGUAAGAAAAUCAAGUUGUUGGUUUCCUAAUACAAUGUCUUUGGGAGGAAUUCUACUUAUUAACUCAAUUUAAGGUCCAGGGAUGUAGCUUGGUGGCACCGUGCCUGCCUCACAAGCGCCAAGUCCUGAGUUUGAU